This is a messenger RNA of Adelges cooleyi (spruce gall adelgid), 1386 nucleotides long. Its product is annotated as octopamine receptor beta-1R-like. Gene Ontology annotation, cellular component: membrane. Lineage: Eukaryota; Metazoa; Arthropoda; Insecta; Hemiptera; Adelgidae. The record is from RefSeq and is a predicted model, not a curated record. Gene Ontology annotation, biological process: adenylate cyclase-activating adrenergic receptor signaling pathway. Gene Ontology annotation, molecular function: adrenergic receptor activity; octopamine receptor activity. The coding region runs from base 1 to 1323 and encodes 440 amino acids. The transcript is spliced from 3 exons.
AUGUUGGCCAACGGUACGACAGCGGCGGCGGUGGUGUCGGCGGCGGAGAAGGUCGCGGCGGCCGUGCCCGUGGCGGCCGCGGACGGCGGUUGGCCCGGGUCGGCCGUCGACCACGUCCGGUUGCUCGGUUACCUGGUGAAGUGCGCCGCCAUGGUGUUCAUCAUAGUGGCCGCGCUGUUCGGCAACCUGUUGGUAAUGGUGAGCGUGAUGCGGCACCGCAAGCUUCGCGUCAUCACCAACUACUUCGUGGUGUCGCUGGCGCUGGCCGACAUGCUGGUGGCCAUAUUCGCCAUGUGCUUCAACGCCAGCGUCGAGGUGUUCGGCUACUGGCUGUUCGGGCAGUUCAUGUGCGACGUGUGGAACUCGAUGGACGUGUACUUCUCCACCGUGUCCAUACUGCACCUAUGCUGCAUCAGCGUGGACAGGUACUACGCCAUCGUGCAGCCGCUGGACUACCCGCUGAUCAUGACCAAGGCCCGCACCGUGGUCAUGCUGGCGUUCGUCUGGGUGUCGCCGGUGCUCAUAUCGUUCGCGCCCAUUUUCGCCGACUGGUACACCACGUACGAACACCUUGUCGCCAAGAAGCAGAACCCGUACGAGUGCGUGUUCAUCGUGAACAAGAAGUACGCGGUCGUCUCGUCCAGCGUGUCGUUCUGGGUGCCGGGCGUCAUCAUGUUGUUCACCUACUACAGGAUCUACCAGGAGGCGGACCGACAGGAACGGAUGCUUUACAGGAGCAAAGUGGCUGCCGCUUUGUUGAACAAGCACCUGCAGAUCAACGGCAUAAGUGCCCUCGGAGCGCUUUCCACAUCGGAAGCCGUCAAGGACGUGGACGUGGAAACGGACCCGGACUCCGGGGCUUUCCGACCAGCGGCUUCGAGCAACAAAAUGAAACGGGAGAGGAAAGCCGCCCGUACGCUGGGCAUUAUUAUGUCGGCGUUCCUGGCGUGUUGGCUACCAUUUUUUACGUGGUACCUGACGGGUUCGCUACUGGACGGCACCGCCUGGAUGCCCCGGUGGAUCACCGUGCUGGUGUUCUGGGUGGGCUACUUCAACUCGGCCCUGAACCCGCUCAUCUACGCGUACUUCAACCGCGAGUUCCGCGUGGCGUUCCAGAAGACGUUGCAGAGCUGUUGGCCGCGGUCGCCGCCGUGGUGCCCGCCGUGCCUGCGCCGCCGGUACGACCACGCCCGCAACGACACCACCACACCCACGGCUUUCGGGCAACAGCUGUGCAACAGCAACGUCUCCGAAGUGCACUACAUGAACCCGGCCACGAUAGGUCUGCUCGACAACGACCGUGUGGAACAGAACGUCUUGUGAAAAUACAUUCACUUCGUUGACGGGGUUAGGUGAAAAAUAAAAACAAUAGAGGCACUGUUUUAA